Messenger RNA from Aspergillus puulaauensis, 1137 nucleotides. RefSeq names its product uracil-DNA glycosylase (gene UNG1). Gene Ontology annotation, biological process: base-excision repair, AP site formation via deaminated base removal; base-excision repair. The coding region runs from base 1 to 1137 and encodes 378 amino acids. The transcript is spliced from 3 exons. Gene Ontology annotation, molecular function: uracil DNA N-glycosylase activity. Gene Ontology annotation, cellular component: mitochondrion; nucleus. The record is from RefSeq and is a predicted model, not a curated record. Lineage: Eukaryota; Fungi; Ascomycota; Eurotiomycetes; Eurotiales; Aspergillaceae.
AUGUCGAGCCCCAAUCUCAAGCGAGGUGCCGAUCACCUGGCAGGCCCAGCAGUUGACUCGAAGAAACCAAAGGGCAACGGCAGCAUCACUUCUUUCUUUGGUGCCCCCAAGUCAAAGGCACCGGGGCCGGGGCCAGUGAAGUCACCAGCGGGUGCCGCGGCCUCGCCCGUUUUCAAUAAGCAGAAAUGGGUGGCUACGUUAAGCGCCGAGCAAAAAGAGCUUCUGGAUUUGGAGAUCAACACCAUGCAUGAGAGUUGGCUGGCGCACCUCAAAGACGAGAUAGUUAAGCCUGAGUUCCUGGCGCUGAAACGCUUCCUGCAGAAGGAGAAGCAGUCAGGAACGAAGAUCUUUCCACCUGAAGACGAUAUUUACUCCUGGUCCCGCUAUACGCCUUUACACAAAGUCAAGGUAGUCAUCAUCGGCCAAGACCCAUAUCAUAACCACAACCAAGCACACGGUCUCGCUUUUUCAACUCGUCCCCCAACACCGGCACCCCCGUCUCUGGCCAACAUUUAUCUUGGAAUUAAAAACGAUUAUCCAUCAUUCCAAGUGCCCCCGAACAAAGGCGGACUUCUUACACCAUGGGCAGAGCGUGGAGUGUUGCUUCUUAACACCUGUCUAACUGUUCGAGCACACCAGGCUGCGAGUCAUUCAAACAAGGGUUGGGAGCGAUUGACACAGAAGGCUAUUGACGUUGUUGCCCGUGCUCGGACCCGCGGGGUAGUAUUUCUUGCAUGGGGUACUCCCGCAGGAAAGCGUAUUACUAGCAUCAACCGCGAUAGACAUUGCAUCUUGCAGUCCGUCCAUCCGAGCCCUCUAAGUGCUCAUAGAGGUUUUUUAAAAAACCAACAUUUCAAAAAAUGCAACGAAUGGCUCUCUGAGCGAUACGGUCCCGAUGAAAUCAUCGACUGGAGCUUGGUCCCAAAUAAUGAGACUUCCACGGCUCCUCUUGCAGUCGUUCAAAAUUCCUCUGCUGUAGUCAAUCGCUUAGACCAGGUUGAAAAAGUGACAAAGCCGACAGCGGCGACGACUGAUACCGAGAGAUUGAGCAAGUCCGCCCUUGAAGACAAUGAGUUUGGAGAAGAUCUUGACGCUCUUGAGGCGCUAGCAGCCGCUGAAGAGUCAUCUAAGUUCUGA